AUAGUCGUGACUACCGUUGGUUCGCACGAUUGAGACUCGACUUUUUUGUUUGUCUAUUAUUUUUUUAAAUAAUAAAUUUAUUUUUUUUUUUUUAUUAUUUACGAACAAGGGUGUACCGACUUGAAAGAUUUUUUUUAAAUUUUUUUAUCGGGCUUACAAAAGCAACUUGUGUAUCUGCACAUAUCAACAUCAACGUGUGCGAUUAACGUAGGUGUGCCACCAUCUUAUCAAAAUAAAUUUAUAAACAAAAAAAAAAAGAAGAAAAAUAAAAAACAAAAAAUUAUUUUUUUUUAAUAUUCAACGUUGCCAACUUCAAUCAACACUGUUAUUCAUUUUUUUAAAAAUUAUUCUUCAAAAUUAAAUCAUAAUAUAUUUAAAUAAAAAACUUGAAAUAAAUAUAUUUAAUAUAUAAAAAUGCAUUAAAUUAACGAUCACGCGUGUAUUGCUAAAUAUUGUUUUAUAAAAAUGAAAAAAGUUGUCAAAAUUCACGUGGGAUAAUUUAAUGAAUUUUUCAAAUAUGACUGAUACAGUACAGAUGAAAGAAGUCGUGAUGACUUGUCUUGAACGUUUGCAAAAAGAGGCUGUUAUUUGUCUAGAGAGUUUUCCAGAUAAAAUAACAGAUUUAAAUAGUAUUAUUGAAAUUUAUGCACCAUCUAGUAUUAAAACUGGUAGUACAGAUGCACAUACAAUUAAUCGUAUGCCUGAAUGUCGAUCAAUAUCAUCAACAAUUGGAGAAUAUGACACAGCAUCAGCAGCUGAUACCAAUCGUAAAUUAUUAAAAUCAAAAUUUGAUGUAACAUCAUUAUCAAGCUAUUAUACAAAAUCAUCAUAUGAACGUAAACGUAGUAAUAAACAUCAUGGAAUUAAUAAACGUCGUUACUAUCGUAUUUAUAGAAAUAGUAAUAAUGGUGUUAUAAAUCGUCGACGUUCAAGUGCACUUGGACACAUGCUUGCAUUUAUUGCACGUAAAUUUGUUAUUUGUACAAAAAGUAUGAUUAUAACCCCUUCAUGUUACCUUGUUGAACGUUUUAUAUCUAUGAUUUUUCAAAGAAGAGAGCUGAAGAAUGCUCAGUGUGGUCCAUGUGCAGAUUGGAGUAAUUCACUUUCAAGUUGUGUUACAUCACUAAAAGAAGAUAAAACUCUUGUCGGUAAUUUUAUAAGUGUCAUGAGACCAGUUGCUGUUCAGCUUAUAAGUGAUACAACAACACUUAAACGAUGGCUUCAAACACUUGCAACAAGUUCUACAAAAAUAUCAUUGGAAUUAGCUAAUGCAACACGAAAUACUGAGACCAUUGAUUGUUGGGCUUAUGAGCUAUUUUUUCAUCUCAAGUAUCUUCAGGUCAAUCGUGCACGUGAAGCCGACAAAAUUACUACUACUGAUGAGAAGACUGGCAGUGCUGAGGAGGUUACACAUAUGAAUCUCUGGCACAGAAUGGUUCAGCUUCGUGACAAUUACAUAAUCUUGUAUGAAAAUUUAUAUGCAAAUCCCAAGGUUCAACAUGUCAAGACCAAUGUUGAAUAAUUUAUAAUUUAUUUUCAUAUUUUUUUUUUUUCAAUAAAAUAUUUAAUUUUAUAAAAAAAAA
Molecule: messenger RNA, 1583 nt
Organism: Aphidius gifuensis
Lineage: Eukaryota; Metazoa; Arthropoda; Insecta; Hymenoptera; Braconidae
Exons: 7
Coding region: 503-1522 (339 amino acids)
Source: RefSeq, a predicted model, not a curated record